Rotaria socialis is the source of this 498-nucleotide messenger RNA. The record is from the annotation of a GenBank genome assembly. NCBI's taxonomy places the organism in Eukaryota, Metazoa, Rotifera, Eurotatoria, Philodinida, Philodinidae.
AUGUCCCUUAUGGAAACUUCGUCUCUUCAUUCGUUCGAGACAAAUCAAUCUUCUAUUCAAGGCUAUUCGACACCGCCUCGAUCAAAUAUUCCACCAUCAACGAAUCGUUCAUUUUCUGAACUUUUUCAUCAUUCAAAAAUUUUAACCAGUAAUGAACUCAAACGACGUUUUUCUCCGAUGAAAAAACGUCGACAUCAUCGUAUAAGAAAAAAUGAUUCCAUUGUACCAUUAAAACGAAAUCUUAAUAUGCCUGUGAUAUUAGAAAAAUUAUUUGAUUACAAAGAAGAUCAUGUAUCCAGUAAAUCAAUCAAUGACAACGAUUGUCUAGUUCCUCUAUCGUCUGCAAAUUGUUCUCUUAUAUCAUCGAAAAUAAUUCACCCGCAACCUAUUUAUGAUUGUUCCAUAGCAAAUUCAUGCAAAAUUAAACAAGAAAAAUUAUUCUCAAUAUCCGAAACAACGAUGAAACAAAAGUUUCAAACAUUAUUCCAAAAAAAUUGA